AUGCCUGUCUGGCUUGGCUGCAACGUUGACAAGAUCUGGCGCAUCACCAUCCGCUCGUUUGACAAGGUGCCUCACCGCCUGCUCGCCGCCGCCACCUGCGCCAACCUGGCGCCAACGGUAGGGGAUGUAGCGGCGUCAACUACACGAUCAGGGGCCAGGUUCAAGCCCGAUCCCUGCGAGGCCAUUGUAACAGCACGACCAGGCGCGCGGCACCCGCGGCCGAGCGGAAGCCGCGCGGGCGCAGCGCUGCCCGCCGCCGCCGCCACCCUGCUUACAUGCGAGAUCCUCGACGCCCUCGAGCCCCACCUGGGCCCCGCCGGGCUUUGGGCGGCCCUGCCCGUCUGCCGGGCGUGGCGGGACCUGCUGGCGCCCCAGAUCCGCGCCGCGCGCCUCACGCUGAGCAGGCUCCCCUGCGCGCCCAAGCCGGCGGUCCUGGCAUGCAGCACUGAAGAUGAUGGCCCACUGGAGGACGUCAUAUCACCCGUGGCAGCCGCGGCUCCCUGUUGCGCACCGACCUGGGACCGGCGCGUCCGCGCCGUGGCGGCGCUGCUGCGGCCGCUGUGCAACCUGCGGCGGCUGCAGCUGUCGACGACGGUGGAAUGGUCGAUCAGCGUCGCGCCGCUCGCGCGGCUGACGGGCCUCACCAGCCUGGACCUGAGCGACUGCAACCACCAGAGGGCAGACCUACGGGUGCUGGCCGGCGGCCUGCGCCAGCUGGUGGUGCUGAAGCUGUACGGAACCUGCCCGCGCGAGCAAGCGGCGCAGCUGGUAGACGGGUCUGGCAGCGUGCAGGUCCCCGAUAACACAGCCCCCUUUGACACCCGCCUUGCCGUGCCGUAUCCGGCGCAGCAGCUGCGCCGCCUGUCUGGCCUGUCCCAGCUGCGGAGCCUCGACGUGAUGCUGAACGACUUCGCGAAAGCGGACGUGCUGCCGGCCCUGGCCACGCUCACCCAGCUGGAGCGCCUGGCCAUGUACGUGCCCUCCAGCCAUCAGAGGGGCUCGUGGAGGGAACCAAACGCAAUCGAAGCCCUAUCAGCGUUGACAGGCCUAACCAGCCUCACCGCGUUCACGGCCCACUGCACCUCUUUCGAUGCCUGGGCACGAGCAGUGCGCUCGCUGCGGCAGCUGCGGGAGCUGCAGGUGCAGGUGACUUACCAUCUGCCGGGAGAGCCGCUGUUCAAGGCGAUCGGGGCCCUGCCGCGCCUGCGGGUGCUGCGCCUCGUCUUGUCGCACAGCUGCUGGCCAGAGGUCGCAAUGUCUGAGCGGUCCGCGGACGCCCUCAGGGGGAUCCCUGAGUUGGAGCUGCAUUGCAUACCCAAGAUUCAGAGGUGUGCCACCAUCGCGCCGCUCACGCGGCUGCCAAACCUGAAGCUCACCACCUGGUGGCGUUACAAGUCUGCCGAUGGGUGGCUCGCCACCAAGGAGCCGGAGGCAUGCUGCUGCUGGGACUGCAUGCCAAGGGGCGGCAGGCCGUAA
Messenger RNA from Monoraphidium neglectum, 1476 nucleotides. RefSeq lists its product as hypothetical. Bases 1 to 1476 code for a protein of 491 amino acids. The transcript has 4 exons. The record is from RefSeq and is a predicted model, not a curated record. Lineage: Eukaryota; Viridiplantae; Chlorophyta; Chlorophyceae; Sphaeropleales; Selenastraceae.